AUGCACAGUGAUGAAGAAGAAGAACCAUUAUUCCCUGUAGAAGAAGAGGUGACUCAUGUUGAUCCUACUAAGAUGGAGGUAAAGUAUGCUUUUAAUAAAAAUAGUGCUUAUAAGAAACAUCUUAGGGGUUACUGUGUAAAACAUUAUUAUCAGUAUACGGUCUAUAAGAGUGACAAAACAAGAUUAAGAGUGAGAUAUAAGACAUUCAUGAGCAUGACUAUUUCAUUUGCUGCACCAAUGAGAGGAUUUCAGAAAGCUUGCAGGGGAGUCAUAGGUUUAGAUGCAUGCCAUCUAACUGGAAAGCGUGGUGGUGUUCUAAUGGCUGCAACAACAAUUGAUGGUCAGAAUUCUCUGGUGCCUUUAGGCAUUAGGGUGGCUAAGAGUGAAACCAAGGAGAGCUGGACUGGGUUCCUCAAGGAUUUGGCUCCAGCAAUCAAUGCACAUCAUGCUGGCAGAAUUACCUUUAUUAAAGGAUUGUUGGAAUCUGUUCCAAAGGUUUUACCUGGUGCAAGAGUUAGAUAUUGCUUCAGGCACUUGUACAAGAACUUCAAGAAGUACCACAAGGCACCAACCUUGCACAGCUUAUUGUGGAAUGCAUGCAAAGCUUACAAAGUGAGGCAUUUUCAGGAGCACUUCGACAACAUAUGCAAAGAAAGUCCGGCUGCUGGUGAAUAUCUUAGGAAAGAAGAUCCAAGUACUUGGUCUAGGGCUUAUUUUGAUCCCCUUAGCUGUUGUGAGCAUAUGAAUAACAAUUUCUCAGAAUCAUUUAAUUCUAUGAGUUCUAAUAUGAGAGAUAAACCAAUAAUCCAACUAGGCAUGAUGUAUGGUCAGUUAGUAAUGGGUUUUUUAUUUAAGAGAAAGGAAGAAUCUGCUAAGUGGAAUCAAAAUGAUUUGGUCCCUGCUGCUGUUAAGUUGAUAAAUAAGAUGCUUGACUUGGUUGGGAAGUUUGAUACAGAAGGAAGUGUGGUUGGACAGGUUUAUUUGGUAACUAAUGUGUCUACCAAGAAAAUUUUCACAGUGAACAUUGUAGACAAACAAUGCACUUGUUUGCAAUGGCAGCUAAGGGGAUUCCCUUGCCAACAUGCUGUAUGUGCAUUGAAACUGCUCAGGCCAAACUGGAAAGAGUAA
Papaver somniferum (opium poppy) is the source of this 1128-nucleotide messenger RNA. RefSeq lists its product as uncharacterized. Lineage: Eukaryota; Viridiplantae; Streptophyta; Magnoliopsida; Ranunculales; Papaveraceae. The transcript is spliced from 4 exons. Bases 1 to 1128 code for a protein of 375 amino acids. Gene Ontology annotation, molecular function: zinc ion binding. The record is from RefSeq and is a predicted model, not a curated record.